Durotheca rogersii is the source of this 1806-nucleotide messenger RNA. RefSeq lists its product as uncharacterized. The record is from RefSeq and is a predicted model, not a curated record. Lineage: Eukaryota; Fungi; Ascomycota; Sordariomycetes; Xylariales; Xylariaceae. The coding region runs from base 245 to 1654 and encodes 469 amino acids. The transcript is spliced from 3 exons.
UUCGUUGUAUUUCUCCUAGGUGACCGACCGCACGCUAAAAAGGAGCAGCAGAAAACGGCGAGCAAGAAAGAGAAACUGGGAACAGAAAACAGAACAGUCGCACUAUAAGAUCAUACGAGACAGAGACAUGGAGUUACUACCGCAACGCAUUCCGGGAUUCCCAUAAGGGCGACGAGUGCUCGCCGUUUUCAGCUACCCGCUACUACCACGUGCCCCCUUUCGCAACGGGCCAUGAUCCGAGACCAUGGACGGCCAGGGUAACGCGAUGAUCGAGGCGCCGCCCGGCGAUCACGGGGUCGGCUCGACCAUGAUCGUCAGCGGAUUCGUCAUCGCUCUCGCCGUCAUCUCCGUUGCGCUUCGCUUCUACACACGCAUUUUCACUCGAGUCGGUCUGGGACCCGACGACUGGUUUAUUCUGAUAUCCGUCCUCGCCACGUUGGCGGUGGGAGGGUUGAUUCUCUGGGGAAACAGCGUGACCCCGGAUGGUCCUUGGGUCUCGGAGAUCGACGACCCCGACUUCGUCUACCAGACCCGAGAUCUGUUCUAUAUGCAGCUCUCUUUCGCCUCUUCCCUACUCUACUUCACCAUCUCGGGCACCACUAAGCUCGGAAUCCUACUCAUGUACUUCCGCCUCUUCUCCUCGAGCGAGACUUUCCGAUGGCGCCUGCUCAUCGCCGGCCUCAUGGUCCUUUCCUGGUGGCUGGGCUGCACCGCCGCGGCGCUCAUCGAGUGCCGACCAAUCCUGCGCGAGCUCCGCGGGCCGCUCAUCUACCCUAUCUUCUGCAACUUCAACUUCAACAUCUUCUGGAUGGCCACCGGCGUCUGCGAGAUCCUACUCGACCUCCUGAUCCUCGCCCUACCCGUCAGCUUCGUCCUGCGCAUGCGCCUGUCCCCGCACCAGAAGGUUACCGUCUCGGGAAUUUUCCUCCUCGGAGCCUUUAUCAUUAUCACGGGCAUCGUUAAGGUGACCUUGGGUUACUCCCCGGGCUCGCGCACACCCUCUUACGCCAACACUGAGGUCUGGGCGGCCGUGCAUACGGGGAUGGCCAUCGUUUGUGCUAGUUUGCCCAUCCUGCGGCCGCUAGCCGUUCGCAUGACUCACUUUUACUACACAAAAGUCUUAGGCCGCCCGUCGAGCGUGACGUCCUUCACCCAAAGCGGCGACGGCACCCACGAUGAAAACGGGGAUGAAAAACCGGACGCCAGUGGAAGUAGCGGGGAUGAGAGCGAAAAGAAGGAGAAUCCUAGCGGCAAUAGUACGGGGGGCACUACACCGCCUACGUCCUCGGAGCGUGAAGGUCCGGAGAUGGCUAAAGCACCGCCGCAGCCGCCGAGCGCGGCCCAUCUAGCGACGCCUAGCGAACAGCCAGCGGGCCUGAAGCGAGCGGAAGGGGUAUCCUAUGAACACCCAAAGCAACACCUGCCCCCUCCGCAGUAUGCACAUCCUCGUCAACAACCUCGAUAUCAACGAUACCAAUACGAAAAAGAACUGCCACCGCCGCCUCCCCCUAAGCCGGGCCAAGAGGAGCGGUACGCCAUGUCGUGUCGGAUAGAGACGGCACAGGACAUAGAAGCGAGCAUGACGACGCGGCUGACGACUCUUCUGGAUGGCAGCCGCAUGCCGCCGAGUCCGUCCCACUACUCACCGGUGUGAGUAUGUAUAUACGUGACUAUCUAGGAACCUACUUUGCUCAACAGCACAAACACACACACAUACAUGAACACUCCCCCGCCUCCUACGUGCGAGGUAUAUAUAUAUAUAUAUAUACCUACGGCGUAUUUACCUUACCCCUCCAUGUAGAUAGA